Molecule: messenger RNA, 4111 nt
Organism: Gryllus bimaculatus (two-spotted cricket)
Lineage: Eukaryota; Metazoa; Arthropoda; Insecta; Orthoptera; Gryllidae
Source: the annotation of a GenBank genome assembly
AGAGAGAUAAGCAAACAGAAUGGAACUAGUGAAGUUUCUCAAAUCGCAUGAAGCACUUAAAGGAUAAGACUUCAUUUAUGCAUGAGACUGGAGGAUGUGAAUGGUUUAUUCACCCAGCAGAGAUGAAAUGAGAUCAGGCUGGAUUUAUGAUGUGCAUAAUGUUUUGUUGAUUAUUCUGAGUUCUUAAAUUUUAAAUUUGUGACUAGAGAAUGUUAGUCUUAUUGUUUUCACUGAUAGAAUUAAGUUGUGUGAAAGGUAGCACCAAAAUUAUCAAUACAGGCUGUGAAGUUGACAUCCAGUUUAAUUUGCAACCACAGCUGCAAUGGAGGCAAAACUCUGCACCUGUUCUUUUCUUUGAAAUCUAUUAUCCUUUUGGAAUGUGUAAUUUUUCAUCUCUAAAACAAAACCAAAGGGUUAAAAAUCCUUCAUGUAUUUUCAAAGAUGCUCCAUUAGAUCAGAAUGAAAAUCUUGAAGUGCAGUUUGUGAACAUUUCCGUUUGGGAAUCUCAAUUUGCUUAUGUAAAUUUAACAGCAAAUAUCAUUCACUACAACAUUCAAAAGGCUUUGUUUCGUGUACCAGAAGAGCUAGAAGGAACUGUACACUGUCGGUUGCAAUCAAGAGACGAUAAAUCAAAUGCAAUCACGAGGUUGAUUUCUGAGAGGGAGGGCAGCAAGACAACAGCAUAUGUCACUGUACAUUAUAAUUCAAGCGUGUGUUUGUCCCCCAACUGCUCACGUGAUGAUUGGAAGAAAGCUUCUAAUAACUUAACCACCAUCUUGAAAAAUGAAAUAAAAUUGAGAAUAGAAGUAAGAGCAAUGGAGGAGGAGGAGGAGGAGGAGGAAGCGCUGGUGCGUCGGCUGCGCCUGGUGCGGGCGGGGCCGGCGCUGCGCGUGGUCGGGGUGCGCGGGGCGCGCGCCUGCGCCGCGGACGGCCCCUGGCCGCGCACGCCCGCAGGCGGCGUCGCGGCGCUGCGCGUCCCGCCCGCCCCCGGCGACGUCCGCGCGCGCCGCUGCCUCGCCGACGCGCGACGCGGCGCGCGCUGGGAGGCCGCAGCCCGCGCCGACGCGCCCGAACAGCACGCGCUGCAGCAGGGGGAAAUAACUAGCCUUCUUUCUCAACGUCUCGAAGAACUUUCUAAACAAACCACAAAAAAUGGCACCAGAAUUGGUUCAGAAGAAUUGCUUGAGCUCGAAUCUAUACUCAUCAAUGAUACAAACAUAAAACUUUCAGAAUAUGAUAUUUGGAAUAUUGCACAUGUCUUAGGAAGCAUAGAACAUGCUGAAGAAUUAAACUCGCAAUGUAUUUCAACUAUUACCAAUGUAGUUAAUGAAUUAUUGGUCUUAAAUACAGAAGGCCAAAGAGAUAAUCUUCGAUCAAUGCAAAAAAAAGCAGCAACAAGCAAUGUGCUCUUAAAGUCACUUGAUCGCAUUUUACAGAUGGCUCCUCUUCCCUUGUCAAAAGAGCUUGUUGUGAGAAAAAAAAUCACUACUUUUGUGCUAAAUACAGUUGGAAAUUAUACUUCAAUCCCACGUGGUAUAGGAGUCUUGCCACAUGAUGGUGAACAUUUUGAAAAUCAGACCGUUAUUCAGAUUCCAUACAAUGCAUCACUUCAAUGGGUACUGAACAAAGGAUUUUCUGCAGCUGUAUUUUUACCUGAAAGUCUUUUACGAAAAUUGCGAACCAGUUCUCAUCGCCUAGUCAUGUCUAUAUUUUGGAAUUCAGAACUUUUUGGAGGAACUACUAUUCAAGAGGCUUCUGGUCAUGUAGUUAGCAUUGCCAUUGAUGGCAAACAUGCAGAAUUGGAGGAUCCUAUCUUGCUGUUCUUUGCAAAACAGGAUAGAGAGUUGGUGAAUGGUCAAAACAAAACAGAUAAAAAUGUGUGCAGAUUUUGGAAUUUUGAAGCAAAUGAUGGCAGUGGAAAAUGGGAUGCAGCUGGUUGUUUUCUAGCAGAAUAUCCUGAUAAUGCUACCGAUAUUUGUAUAUGCACACAUCUGACCCACUUUGGUAAACUUCUAUAUAAUGUUGGAAAUAAUCCAAGUAAACUGGAGGAAGAGGGUCUUGAAAUAGUGACAAUGAUAGGAUGCAGUUUGUCUCUCCUGGGUCUGAUGGGAGUUUUCCUAAGUGCUAUAUUGUUCCCUGGAGAGGGGUCAGGCCGAUGGCUUCAAUUGCAGCUUUGUGCUGCUCAAGCAAUACUCAUGGCAGCGAUCCUCUGGGACGGUGCAGCAGCCUCCCACGCAGAGUCUGUGCCACUAUGCUUGGUGCGAGGUUUGCUUCUUCACUGGUCAGCACUGGCUCUUGGCAUCUGGACCCUUGUAGCAGCCUUCUAUCAACAUCGCCGACUCACCAAGCCUCUGCACGCUCUUCACACUGACUCGCGAUUCCUACCAAUGGCAUCUGCAAUGUCAUGGGGCUGUCCAGUGGUUAUGUGUGUUGUGGUUUUAAUUGUUGAUUCACAUGCUUAUGAACCCCAUAGCUGCUAUCCUUCAGGUGUUACUCUUUUGCUUGCAGUUGUAAUCCCUUUAGGAAUCAUUGUCGUUACGAAUUCUGUACUAUUUUUGCUUGUAAUCUGGUCAAUAUGUCAAUGUAAUCCACACCCUGUGACACUAAGAGACAGCCAAGAGGACUCCACUCGAAUAGUUCGAAGAGUUUUAGCUUCGUCGUAUCUUUUCUGUUUAUUGGGUUUAUGUUGGCUUUUUGGUUUUCUCCACUGGCAAUACCUAUUCUGUAUAACAGCUUCAAUGCAAGGAGUGUCACAUUUUGUAUUUUGUGUGAUUCUGGACCGAGCCACACGUAGGAGUUGGCGUUUGUACAAAAAGAAAAAACAACUACACUUUUCAAGCCUUAAAUCAUGGACAAGAUCAUCUCUCUUACCGAGCUCAAAAUCUAAACUAUCAUCUGCACUAGAAUUGGAAGGAACUAAGAUAUAAUACAUUUUUAUAUUUGCACUUCAAUAAAAAUAAUGCUGAUAAAAUCUUCCUAUAAAUCAAAGAAUUUGAAUACCAAAAUUUAAGAACCGAUUCCUAACAUUUUCUUCAAUGGCAACUACAAAACUUCACUUUUAUGAUCCAAAUGCUUAAGGCGUUACCAUUUCUUUUGAUCCAUGAUUUCAAAUACAAUUAACUACAUUUGAACUGUAUGUCAAAAAUUCAAAGUGGAGCUUGGCAAAAGUAAAGAGAUUGGCCAUGUUUCCCAUAAGAAACAGAGCAAAUUAGAGAAGGCAGUCAGCUAGCUCUUGGUUGAAAGAAAAAUUAAAUUAAUGAACUACAGGGAAGUAACAACUUUCAUUCUUAAAUAAACUCAUGUAUGAAAAUAAUUCCUUUGAGACAAUAAUUAGACAUCUUAUUAACUCUUGGCACUUCAAUGUUUUUACAUUCAUUGAAGGAUUUGAGAAAAAAGACAGUUUCUGCUUGUUAAUAGUGUUGGAGCUGUCAGAAAUGUCUGAAUGAAUCAUUUCUUGAAUGCCAUUGUGUAAUAUUUCUUUGUUAAUUGUUACUGAAGAAUAAAAUUACAAUACAUUGCAUUCAAAUAUGUUUGAUUACUUAAGUUCUGAGUAAAUUAAUGGCCUAAAUCUCUAUAUAUGACAAUAAAAUACAUGCUCAACACAGAAAUUUAUGGACAUUUGAGUUUUAAUAUUCCAACCACAUUCCUAACUUUUGUGAAUAAUAUUGCUCUUUGUGAAAAAAAUUAUGCAAGAAAAAACAAACUAACAAUACAAUGACAUAAUCGGCCAUCACUUUUAUGUGGGAUGGAGGUAAGACAGCCAUGACUGCCCCACCCUCCAAAAAAUGUUAUAUUAUGUUUAGUGAUUUUACAUAAUUUAUUCAAAACAAUGACCACAUAUUGAUUAUAUCACGUGUGGAUGACAAACGCUUUCUUGUCUAGUGGUGCUACAAUAUAAUUAAGACUUCUUGGUACUAUUGUUUGGAAUGGCUAUGUAAACUGAUAUGUUGUUUUUUUUUUUAGUCACUACUAAAACCAGCUUUUCAGGGCAGGCUUAGCAUGCUAAAAGCAAUAUUUUAGUACUAGUGAGGAAAGUGAGACAAUGCUCAAGUGUUCUGAUAAAUCUGUGAAUGCAACAAAGAAAACAAAAUACUUUCAUCUGACUAGGACC